CUGGCAUUGCAACAUCAGAAGUCAUCAUUCUCUGAUUACAAACUCUAGUCCAAGCAGCAGAUAAGCACAUGAGCUCAGCUGGCAGUUCUGAGCAGUGAGUUCUGCACAAUGUCUGCAAUGUGGAUAUUAAGGCUUGCUUUUGUAUUGCUUAAAAUCUUCAAACUAGCUGAUGCAUUAUCAAGACAUCCAUUACUUUUGGUCAUUUCGUUUGAUGGGUUUCGUCAUGAUUACUUUACUAAACUUGCAACACCAGGUUUAAAUAGGUUCAAAUCAGGUGGUACACAUGCACCAUAUGUACGUAAUGUGUUUCCAACAAAAACAUUCCCAAAUCAUCAUUCCAUUGCUACAGGCUUAUUUCCAGAAUCUCAUGGAGUUCUUGGAAAUGAAGUGUUUGAUCCCAUUCUGAAGAAGGUCCUGCAAUUUGGUCCAGAAGUAUAUAACACCCAAGGUAUUACACCCAUCUGGACUCUAAACCAGUUGGCUGCACAGGAUCGUUACAGUGGUGUCAUGAUGUGGCCAGGCGGUGGCUUCACUUACCGUGGCAUUGUGCCUAAGUUCCACUGUGCAUGGAACAUGAGUAUACCAUGGAAGACAAGAGUGGAUGUAGCCAUAGACUGGUUCAAACAUUCUAGUACCCCAUCUAAUCUGGUUAUGCUGUACUUUGAGGAGCCAGACUCUACCGCACACACGUUUGGUCCGGAAUCUACUCAAGUGCUCAGCUACAUUCAGAAAGUAGACAAUAUCACAACAUAUCUUCAAGACUGUCUCACAAACAAGAAUCUUAUUGACAAAGUUAACGUGGUGCUUCUGAGUGACCACGGCAUGGCAACAGUCACUCCUCACAGAAUCUUCAAUCUCACGCAAUAUGUAAACAAAGCAUUCUUCAAAAUAGUGGACUCAUCUCCAGUGUUGCAGAUCCAUCCAUCUAAAGGAAAGGAGACAGUAGUGUACAAUGCGCUGAAGACUGCAUCACAGACAGCCAAUUUUUCCAUCUAUCGGUUCAGUGAACUUCCUCAGCGAUGGCAUUAUGGACAGAGCCCACGCACUCCUCCCCUCUUGGCAGUUGCUGAUAUUGGUUAUGCAUUCCAAGAUCUGAUCGAGUGGUAUGAGGAGUGGUUCCAACAAAAAUUCAAUAGAACAUUGACAUCCACUGCCACACUGGGUCUGCAUGGUUAUGACAACAUGGAACCUUGUAUGCAUCCAUUCUUCAUAGCAAGUGGGCCAUUGGUGAAGAGUGGACACAGUAUACAGCCAUUUGAUACAGUGGACUAUUAUCCGCUGUUCAGUACCAUACUGGGUGUUACGCCUGAAAGUAACAAUGGAACUUUUGCUAAUGUGAGGGAUGUUCUAAAGAAUCCUCCUGCAAGUACAUAGAAGAAUUUUAUCUUGUCUCAAAAUAAUACAACAAUGUUACUAAUAUUAUUGUUAAAUUACUGUUUGCUGUGAAAUGCAAGCGUACAUUUAAGACUGCUGUUUAUGGAAGUACUAAAGAUGAAUGGUCUUUGACCUUAUAUGAUGAGGUGUAGAUAUUGGUCUGUUUUGCUGUAUAUUUCAAAACUAAAUUGUAUACAAAUUGUAAGUUCCUGUGGACUGUUUUUUCAUCACUGUUAAACCUGUAGAGUGCAGUAUUA
This is a messenger RNA of Cryptotermes secundus, 1631 nucleotides long. RefSeq names its product ectonucleotide pyrophosphatase/phosphodiesterase family member 5. Bases 109 to 1374 code for a protein of 421 amino acids. The record is from RefSeq and is a predicted model, not a curated record. The transcript has 6 exons. Lineage: Eukaryota; Metazoa; Arthropoda; Insecta; Blattodea; Kalotermitidae.